GAAAACUUGAGAAGUGAAGUGAAGUAGAGAGAGGUUUUAUGCGAUUCCAUGAAUUGAUAGAGUGAACAAUUUAUCAUGCCAUGGCGCUUCAACCAAUUCCAUUGAAUUGUUCUUCUUCCACACCGUGUAGCUAUUCUUCUCUGCAUUUUCUCAAAUUCAGAGUUUCUUGUUCGAACCAGGCAUCGCAACUUGACACUCCACAACGAGUGAAGGUAGCGAACAAGACAAAAAAGAGCAGCCACAGGCCAAGCUUCCUUCAUCAAAUUCAAGAUAAAUGGUCACUCAAAUUAGGGUCCCAAAGGGAAAAAUUCCCAUGGCAAGAACAAAAACACGAGGUGGAACAACAACAGCAGAUAGAAGAAGAAAAAGAAGAAAAAAAGCGUGAGCAGUUCCAGAAUCAGAAGAAGCCUUCAGCAUCGAAUUUUCAGUUUCCAAAGCGAGUUUCGCCUUGGGCGCAGGCAAUAAACCCGAACAGUGCACUGUUAGACUCUGAAUCCGAUGAUUCCGAGGACGAGGAGGACAAUGAAGAUGUCAAAGGUAAAGCGUUGCAACACAGCUCUAUUGGUUCUGUUCGUGAAGAAAGAAAGGGAAUGGCGAGUGAGGUUUCUUCGAAUGAAGCAGAAAGAGUAAAUGGGGAGAGGAAAAAGAGAAGAAGCAAUACAGAGUUGGCAGAGAGGACGAUUCCUGAACAUGAGUUGCGGAGGCUGAGAAAGAUUGCCUUGAGGAUGAUGGAGAGAUUUGAUGUUGGAGUAAAAGGCAUCACGCAGGAACUGGUAGCUUCAGUUCACCAAAAGUGGAGAGAUGCUGAAGUUGUUAAGUUCAAGUUUGGCAUUCCUCUUUCUGCUCACAUGAAAAAGGCUCAUCAAAUUCUAGAGAGUAAAAUUGGAGGCAUAGUGAUAUGGCGAUCGGGCAGUUCCAUAGUGUUGUAUCGGGGAAUGGCCUACAAGCUUCCCUGCAUAGAAAAUUAUAAGAAAGUGAAUCUUGCUAAGGAGAAUGCUGUGGAUCACUCACUACAUGUUGGAAAUGGAAGUGAUGGUCAAGCGAGUGUUAACGAAACAGUUGGAACUGCAGAGUCGGUCAUCCAAGAAUCUGCUGAGUAUUUGAAGGACAUGAGUGAAGAAGAAUUGAUGGAAAUGUGUGACCUCAACCAUUUGUUAGAUGAAUUGGGUCCACGUUUCAAAGAUUGGACAGGCCGUCAACCAUUGCCUGUUGAUGCAGACUUGUUGCCAGCUGUGGUUCCAGGAUAUAAAACCCCAUUCAGACUUCUUCCUUAUCGGAUAAGGCCUUGUUUAACCAACAAGGAAAUGACUAACUUCCGUAGGCUUGCAAGAACAACAGCUCCACAUUUUGCCCUUGGCAGAAACAGAGAAUUGCAAGGUCUGGCUCGUGCUAUGGUGAAACUGUGGGAAACAAGUGCUAUUGCAAAAAUUGCCAUCAAACGAGGUGUUCCUAAUACAUGUAAUGACAGGAUGGCUGAAGAACUCAGGAAAUUGACUGGGGGAACUCUACUUUCCAGAAAUAAAGAAUAUAUUGUAUUUUACAGAGGCAAUGACUUCUUGCCUCCUGUUGUUACCAACACUCUGAAUGAGAGACAGAAACUAACCCUCCUUCAACAAGAUGAGGAAGACAAAGCACGACAAAUUGCCUCAUCUAUUACUGUAUCAAAUAGCAAAGCAGCUCAAGUGCCAUUAAUUGCUGGCACCCUUACUGAGACUAGGGCAGCAACCACCAACUGGGGACACCAACCAAGUAAACAAGAAAUUGAGAACAUGAUCAGAGAUUCUGCCAUGAAUAAACUUUCUGCUUUAGUAAAACACCAUGAGAAGAAACUAGCUCUAGCAAAAUCAAAAUUCAGGAAGGCUGAGAAGGCUUUAGCAAAAGUUCAGCGUGAUCUGGACCCAGCUGAUAUUCCUAGUGAUUUGGAAACAUUAACUAAUGAAGAGAGAUUCUUAUUUAGGAAGAUUGGUCUGAGUAUGAAGCCAUACUUACUUCUAGGGAGGCGAGAUGUUUAUGCUGGCACAAUAGAAAACAUGCAUCUACACUGGAAAUAUCGUGAAUUGGUAAAGUUAAUUGUAAAAGGGAGAAAUUCAGCCCAAGUCAAGCAUAUCUCAAUAUCUUUGGAAGCUGAGAGUGGUGGAGUGCUAGUGUCUGUAGAUAAGGACACCAGAGGCCAUCAUACAAUUAUUGUUUAUCGUGGGAAGAACUAUUUCAGCCCGCGUGUCGUGAGACCCAAAAACUUGUUGACACGAAGACAGGCAUUGGCUCGAUCUGUUGAGCUUCAAAGGCGAGAGGCACUAAAACAUCAUAUCUCAGACUUAGAGGAGAGAAUUGGAUUGCUGAAAUCUGAGCUGGAGGAUAUGAAGAAUGGAAAGGAGAUUGAAGAUAGCAAAACUCUGUACCCAGCACUGGAUAAUCCUGUUUCUUCUGAUGAUGACUUGGAAGAGCUAAAUAUUUUCUUUCCGUAACAAAUACCAAAUGCUUGUAUUUAAAUGAUUGAAUGGAGUGAGUUUUAUUUUGGCGAAGAUGACAAUGAUCAUGAGGAUAAGAAGCAUCAAAGUACUUGACUAGGUAUACUAGCACUGCAUUGCAAUAGGUGACGGAGAAGACGAAGAAAACUGUAAAGCACUAUAGCUUAAGCUAAUGAUCGAUGAAAUCUGAUAGCACAAACACUUGAGCCAUGUCUGUGAUGAUGCAUCCCGCAGUAAAAUAUUUCAAGAUAGUAAGAAGGCACGGAUUAUCAUUGUUCUUCCCUUGUGAGCACCAUUUAUGAUAGGGAAAUUCUAUCUUACAUCGAAGUGGUAGGCUUCCUGUAACAUGUAAAAUGGUUAAUUUAGUUGUAUGAGUGUAAAUUGUACGAGUUUGACAAAUAACUAAUUCAGUUGGAUAAAUGGUUUAAAGUCUCCCUUGCCAUAUGGGUAGUACAACCGUUCAUUGUACCAUUAGGUUUGUUGUUCGAACUGCUGUCCUUACAUGUUCAUAUUGCCCGAAAUAAUCCUGUUUGGGUCAAAUAUAUUACACCUUGACUUCCGUCCUUCACUGUUGAUCA
Messenger RNA from Glycine soja, 3046 nucleotides. RefSeq names its product CRM-domain containing factor CFM3, chloroplastic/mitochondrial. The transcript is spliced from 9 exons. The record is from RefSeq and is a predicted model, not a curated record. The coding region runs from base 81 to 2465 and encodes 794 amino acids. Gene Ontology annotation, biological process: RNA splicing, via transesterification reactions. Gene Ontology annotation, molecular function: mRNA binding. Lineage: Eukaryota; Viridiplantae; Streptophyta; Magnoliopsida; Fabales; Fabaceae.